Magallana angulata is the source of this 6555-nucleotide messenger RNA. Its product is annotated as histone deacetylase 6-like. Bases 508 to 2715 code for a protein of 735 amino acids. Gene Ontology annotation, molecular function: histone deacetylase activity. The transcript has 28 exons. Lineage: Eukaryota; Metazoa; Mollusca; Bivalvia; Ostreida; Ostreidae. Gene Ontology annotation, cellular component: histone deacetylase complex. The record is from RefSeq and is a predicted model, not a curated record. Gene Ontology annotation, biological process: chromatin organization.
GACAGGUGAACAAAGAUACAGGUAACUCUCAGGGUGGGGGUGUAGCACUACGGUCUACUGGACAGGUGUACAAAGAUACAGGUAACUCUCAGGGUUGGGGUGUAGCACUACGGUCUACUGGACAGGUGUACAAAGAUACAGGUAACUCUCAGGGUGGGGGUGUAGCACUACGGUCUACUGGACAGGUGUACAAAAAUACAGGUAACUCUCAGGGUGGGGGUGUAGCACUACGGUCUACUGGACAGGUGUACAAAGAUACAGGUAACUCUCAGGGUUGGGGUGUAGCACUACGGUCUACUGGACAGGUGUACAAAGAUACAGGUAACUCUCAGGGUGGGGGUGUAGCACUACGGUCUACUGGACAGGUGUACAAAGAUACAGGUAACUCUCAGGGUUGGGGUGUAGCACUACGGUCUACUGGACAGGUGUACAAAGAUACAGUGCAGGGAGGCCACUGAUGAGGAGAUUCUGACUCUACAUAACCCAGACCAUCUCAAAAUCCUCAAAAUGUCGGAGUCCAUGAGCAAGGAAGAAAUGGAGGCCCUCUCUCAGAAGUACGAUUACCUCUACUUCCACAAGGACAUUUUACGGAAUUCCCGCCUAGCCCUGGGAGCCACCCUCAACAUGCUGGACGAGAUCCUAUAUGGAAAGGUUAGAAAUGGAUUUGCAAUUGUAAGACCGCCCGGUCACCACGCUAUGUACAACGAGUUCAACGGUUACUGUCUUCUGAACAACGUGGCCCUGGCAGCAAAGCGGGCCCUGGAUCUCCAUGGAUUAGAGAGAAUUCUCAUUCUGGACUGGGACGUUCAUCACGGACAAGGCAUUCAGUAUUUCUUCUAUAAUGACCCCAGGGUUAUUUACUUCUCCAUUCACAAGUAUCUGGAUGGAGAAGAAUGGCCGUAUCUGAGGGAGUCUGACUACGAUCACAUCGGGGAGGGGCCAGGGACGGGAUUCAACAUCAAUGUACCCCUCAAUGUGAUUGGGUGCGACGACAGCGUGUACCUAGCCAUACUCUUCAACAUCCUUCUCCCUAUAGCCUACGAGUUUAACCCCCAGCUGAUUUUGGUAUCGGCUGGAUAUGAUGCUGCUUUAGGAUGCCCAGAGGGAGAGAUGGAAGUGACCCCCAGUUGCUUUGCUCAGUAUGUCAAUCAGCUGUCAGCUCUAGCGGAGGGAAAACUGUGUCUGGUUUUAGAGGGAGGUUACUGCAUCAAGACCCUGUCUGAGGGUGUGGCUCUCUCGCUGAAGGCCCUGCUUGGUGACCCCUGUCCCAGGGUGGAUCAAACAAAGCGGCCGAAUGACAGUGCUGUGUUGUCCAUUUUGAAUGUGAUCAAGGUCCUGCGGCCAUAUUGGAGGAGUCUCCGGUACCAGGGAGAUUUGGCGUCUAUAUCACUCAGUCCCCGUACAGGCCUCUUAUCCUUACCCCCCAAGGAGGGGAUCAGCUUCUACACCCACAGUAAGCCCGAGUCGUUCUCCCUCGACCAAGACUGCUGGAACCCCGGAGUGAUGGAGAGUGCCCACGUCGUGGACGCCCAGGUGGAUGAACUUUUGGCUCGUACUGUACAUAGGGGGACCAAACACAAGGUUGGACUUGUAUAUGAAGAUGCUGUCCUGAAUCACAGAGACACUGGAUUAGGGGGAUUUGAGGAAUGCCCAGAGAGAGUGGAGAGAAUUGUACAGACCCUGAAGAAGACAGGUAUCUGGGACAGGUGUUACCACAUACAGGGCCGGGAGGCGAGGGAUGCUGAGCUGUGUCUUGUACAUGGGGAGGAUCACAUCAGAAGAUUUAAAAAGACAAUGACAAUGGGAGAAGAGGCAUUAAGAGUUUACCAGAGUAGUUUUAAGUCAAUAUUUCUAUGUCAGGAAAGUUUUACUUCAGCAGCCUGGGCUGUAGGCUGUUCCUUAUCUGUGAUAGAUUCUAUACUGACCAAUCAGUGUCAGAGUGGUGCUGCCAUUGUAAGGCCCCCUGGUCACCAUGCUGAGAAGAAUGACAUGAUGGGUUUCUGUUUGUUCAACAAUGUGGCAAUAGCGGCUAAGUACGCCCAGGUCAAGCACGGAGUUCAAAGGAUUCUGAUUAUAGACUGGGACAUUCACCAUGGAAACGGAAUCCAGAAUAUGUUUGACAAUGACCCAAAUGUCCUGUUUAUAUCCUUACACCGCUUUGACAACGGUUCUUUCUAUCCGUACGGAGGUAAGGGUUACCACAAACAGAGCGGGGGACCGGACGCGCAGGGACGCACCGUCAACAUCGCCUGGAAUGAUGGCUCUAAGGGUGAUGCCGAUUACAUCAGUGCCUUCCAUCAUCUAGUGCUUCCCCUGGCGUAUGAGUUUGCUCCGGACUUGGUAAUUGUAGCUGCAGGAUUUGAUGCAGAGAAAACAGAUUCCUUGGGAGGAUAUCGCCUGACCCCAGCAGUGUUUGGUCACAUGACCCGGAUGUUGAUGGGCUUGGCUGAUGGGAAGGUGGCUCUCAUCCUAGAGGGAGGUUAUAGCUUAGAAGGAACAUCCCAGUGCAUGAACAUGUGUGUAUCCGCUCUACUCGGAGACCCACUACCAAACAUACACAAUGCUGUCCCCAGUAAAAGUGGUGUUGAAGCUAUAUGUAAAACAAUGGAAGUUCAGGAGGCAUUCUGGAAGACUCUUUUAUUUAGAGUGGAGUUACCGUCGGAGGAACAGUUAGAGGUGAUCAAAGCAGAAAAAGCACAGAAGUUGUGUACGUAACCAUACACAAUGAGGAGGGAAGUCGUAACCAUACCAGAGGGAAUGAGGAUUGACGGCUUAUCUCUGUCAUUAUAUUUGUCUACAGUUCUUCUACCUCUCUGUUCGACAUGUACCGGUACAUGUACGAUGUGGAUGGGGUUAUUUUUAACCAAAAUAUUCACAGAAAAAAAUCAAAAAACUUAUUAUUUCUAAAUUAUUAAUAAGACUAGUGUUUUCAUAUGAAAUUUUUAUAUAUAUCCUGAAAGCUCUAAAACCAAGUAUAGUGUUUGGAAACCUUGCUGGUUGUGUGUUGGAUGAUCAGCUUCAAUUAUCACCGGAUAGUUAAACAUAUACCUGUGUAGCUUGUUACCUGAUUGACACCUGCUUAGAUAUCUACCUUUCUUGAUUUGAUAUGUACCUAGAUAACAGGUAACUUAUUGAUGAUGUUCUAUCUGAUAACAGGUAACUUAUUGAUGAUGGUCUAUCUGUUUUGGGUGCGUCUAUGUACACCAUGGCCUGAUAUCAAAAUAGUCAGUCCACUCCUAGCAUACCCUGGGUUAGAAUAGUUGUUUGUUAUAUUUCUUGAUUCACGGAUUAAAAAAAAGAAAAAGCCUUCAGGUAAAUGUAUUUAUAUCAAUGUCAAAUUAGAGCUUUGUUUUACUUGUCUAUCUGUUGGUGCCUCCAAUUUGUUUAUUAUACCACAAGAUAAAGUAUAAACUAAAAGGAUGAUGAUUCAUUUGUAAAAUAUACAUAAUAUUUAGUAUGCUAGAUAUGAAAUUGACCCAUUUAGAUUUAGAAGUUUAGUGAGAUAGAGAUAAAGUAACUAUUGGAUCUUAUUGCAAGUAAGCUGCAAAAAAAAAACAUUACAUAAGGCACAGAGGAGUUGUCCUUGUGCGUACAAGUACAUGUGUCGAUCUAGAGGAGGGGGGAUCCAGACCUCUCUCCCUUUGAAAAUUCUAAAAUUAUUUAUAAAAUUAACAUAAUACAAUUACCAACAAUAGCCUCUGUACCCACUGGCAUCACAAAAUCUUCACUUGGACCACCCUCCCUGGAACAUUUGUUUAAGGAUCCACACUGAUGUAGGGCUUUUUCAAGAUUGUGUAAAGAUGGAUGAAAGGGGAGUGUCAUGAUUUCAAAACCAUUUUCUACCUCGUUCUGGAUAUGCAGACAAUUUUAAGUGACCUAUAUCGUGGAGUCUUUGACUCAGAAUUCCCUGGCCCGGGAAUACUUGUAUUGACAAAUAGAAGACCUCUGGGACAUUUGGACUAGUCUAUUUCACUGAAUAUGGAUACAAUGUAGUUAUGUAAAAGUAUGCAUGCAUAAUGUUAUUUGUAUUUUAAAAAGUUUUGAUUCUUACAUGUAGCUAGUUGCUUUUGUCAGAGUCAUUCUAGUCUAGUUUACAUAAACUAAACGCACAGCUUGUAGGCAGUCCAUCAUCAUCUUUAUGAGAGCGUCAUUGAUAAUUUUCUUGCUUUUUCAAAAACCUAAUCGUGCAUUCUUACAAAGUUUUUCAGCUAAUCUGUGGCUCCAUGCAAUGGGGUUUGAAUUUCUCUGAAUUUGUAGCUGUUGUACUUGGCAUUGUGUACGCCUCAAGACACAAAUAGAGAAAUUUCAUUUAUUGAUUCACAUAUACUACUCUGUAUAAAGAUUUAUUUUACUUUGGGGGAAGGGGUAUACAAUUUGCAAUAGAUUAGAUGUCUACAAUCGCUCUGUAAUUUACAUUUAUCUUUAUGUCAGUUCUUGAAGGAGCAAAUUAUAAUCAGUAAAAUGAUUUGAGACAUUGUUAAUCAGUAGCCUAAUUCAGUCGGGUUUGAGAUCCUCUUUUUCUUGACUUUACAUUUCUUGUGCUAUAUUGGGCAGCUGUGUUUAUCGUUUGUGAGUGUCGAGACACAAAUGUAAAAAAAAAAAUCAUUCAGUUGUUGCUCAUCCUGAAUUAAUGAAACAGUAAUUUCCAUGUUUUUAAAGGACGGUGAGGAUUACACUAGUCUGUUGUCUAGUCCUAGUAUUGUAAUUAUUCCCCUCACAACCAAUCGCCGGGAAGAUUUUUGACGUUAAGCUGCAUAAUUCUUUAGAACAUUAGGAUUAAUUGUUUGCAUAAUUCUGUAGAACAUGUGGAUUAAUUGUUUGCAUAAUUCUGUAGAACAUGUGGAUUAAUUGUUUGUUGUAUUACUCGGAGCCCAAUCAAAUCUUCCACUCUGUUUUGUUCUUUAGUCGUUGUCACUGGGUUCUCUAUCUAUUAUGAAUGUGUAUUACCUUUCUACACUGCUGCCGAUAGCUUUGUUUUAACAUACCGUUAUAUUUUUAGUAAUUGAAGUGCUAUAUUAUAUAUAUUUUUACUAUAUACAUGUAUUUACAUCUAAGGAAAAAUGAAGUGUGGAUUUAUAGAUAGUUGCAAUGUUGUAUUGAUAUAUUCAUUAUUACAGACGUUGUACUGUUGAUUGGUUACUAUAUUAUUAUCUAGUUAUGUGUGUUGAUUAAUACUGAUUUGUUGCUACGUUUUAUAAGUGUAACAGAUAAAGGCUAUUAACACUAAGUUCCCUGUCCUGAUCAAAGUCUGCUGUUUGUACAACCAAGUAUGCCUGCUUGAUGCAAUAUAUUUACUAAUACGCCAUGUUUUUCUGUGGGACUUGGGGUUUUUUUUUCUUAUACGUUUGUCUCUGAAAUUAUCUUUCUUGAAAACUUUUUCAACUUAGCUUGUAAUGGGUAGGAACUUAAUAAUUUGUUAUAGUUGUAAACAGAAACUCAUUUCUAUUAAUGUCAUCAAUAUAUUUAAUAAAUUGCGAGGGAUAUUGCACACGUGGUAUAUAGGGUAGGCAGGGAGUACGCUCUUUGUGGAAGAGCUAGCAUAAGCGAAAAUAAAAUAUAAACGAAAACCUUUAUUGCAUUUAUACACAUGUGUAAUACUUGCUCUUAGUACUCAUGAAUGUUCAUGAUGAUUUUAAUUAUACAAAAAACCCCUUUGACAGGGUAUUUAAUAGUACUCAUGAAUCGUCAAGAGGAUUAAUAUUCAAAAUUAGACGAAAGCCUCGUAUUUUUUUUUACUCGUGAAUAUUCAUGAGGAUUUAAAUUCGAAGCGUCAAUGCAAUUCAAACGUAAUAAAAAGAUAGGAGUUUUGCGCCGACCUGCACAGUUUUUCCCUAACUUCCCUUUUGUGUCUUCUUUAGAUUUGCAAUACCGGUAUAACACAGUGAUUAAUACUGAAUCAAUUUUAAGGGCUCUUUAUUACACAGGUGUACAUUAUAAAGUUUGAUAUUCAUGACCUGUAGUAUCAUUUGCUUAAUGCGGCACCUUUAAUUGUACUGACACUGUUCAAACACACCAACUGUUAUCAUUUUUCCUGUAACGAUAAUUAUACCCUUCAUAUUUUUUUUUUAAUUUUGAGAAGAAUAGAUAGCGUCAAGUGUCUCUGUGACCAAACGUAUAUAUGUCCUUAUGUAUGAAAAUAUUUCUAGAAAUUUGAAUUGCCAGCGACUGCCUGAUAUAUCUAUGAAAAAAUAAAAUUGACUGAUGGGGAGUGGAUCACGUUUUUUGAGUCAAACUUUGUUCUUUACUGGAUAUUUCCCCUUAUCAAUUACUUGUAUUGAAAGUAUGUAAAUAACAGGGGAAUGAUUUGUUACAUUAUGUUAUAGGUUGUACCACGUGAUUCAGGUGAGCGACCCCCCCCCCCUCCCCCCGGGCACCGACACUGGGUCCGGUAAAAUGUAAUACCCAAUGCAAUAUUUAUUAUAAAAUUUUAAUGAUUGGCGCGAAGUCAAUGUACGUGUGCACAUGUAUUUUGUUUGAGUCUUUCUAUUUCGCGGAAUAUUUGUGACGUUUCCAUUGCUUGUAAAGAUUUCAUGACAAUAAAGUAGUCAAUUUAUG